Molecule: messenger RNA, 6302 nt
Organism: Siniperca chuatsi (mandarin fish)
Lineage: Eukaryota; Metazoa; Chordata; Actinopteri; Centrarchiformes; Sinipercidae
Product: AP-2 complex subunit alpha-2
Exons: 23
Coding region: 174-3041 (955 amino acids)
Biological process (GO): intracellular protein transport; clathrin-dependent endocytosis
Cellular component (GO): membrane coat; AP-2 adaptor complex
Molecular function (GO): clathrin-cargo adaptor activity
Source: RefSeq, a predicted model, not a curated record
GUAUCGAACGCAGCCGUAGCUUGUCUGGUUCCUGUCUCCGUCACUUAUCGGGGCUCCCUGUACUAUACAACACUUGCUAGCUGGUUAGCAAACUUUGAAACAAAGUUACACUAUAUAGUUACACUGUUUUGAAUACAGAAAAGAAAACGUCACAUUAACAGGGAAUUAACAAAAUGCCUGCAGUCUCUAAAGGGGAUGGGAUGCGUGGCCUGGCCGUGUUCAUCUCUGACAUCAGGAACUGUAAAAGUAAAGAGGCAGAGAUUAAGAGGAUAAACAAAGAACUGGCUAAUAUCCGUUCCAAAUUUAAAGGAGACAAGGCUCUAGAUGGCUACAGUAAAAAAAAGUAUGUCUGCAAGCUGCUCUUUAUCUUUCUUCUUGGCCAUGAUAUCGACUUUGGACACAUGGAGGCUGUCAAUCUCCUCAGCUCCAACAAGUACACAGAGAAACAAAUUGGUUACCUGUUCAUCUCAGUGCUGGUAAACUCUAACAGCGACCUGAUCCGUCUAAUCAACAACGGCAUUAAGAAUGACCUGGCCAGCCGCAACCCGACUUUUAUGAACCUGGCCCUGCACUGCAUUGCUAACGUGGGCAGCAGAGAAAUGGCUGAGGCUUUUGCUUCUGAAAUUCCCAGCAUCUUGGUGGCAGGGGACACCAUGGACAGUGUGAAGCAGAGUGCAGCACUAUGUCUGCUACGACUCAACAGGACGUCUCCUGACCUGGUGCCCAUGGGUGAAUGGACAGCACGAGUGGUCCAUCUGCUUAAUGAUCAGCACCUGGGAGUGGUAACAGCAGCCACCAGCCUUAUUACCACUCUGGCCCAGAAGAGUCCUAACGACUUCAAAACAUCCAUCUCACUGGCUGUGGCCAGGCUCAGUAGGAUUGUGACUUCUGCAUCCAUCGACCUACAGGACUAUACAUACUACUUUGUUGCUGCACCAUGGUUGUCUGUCAAAUUGCUGCGCCUGCUACAGUGCUACCCUCCACCUGAAGAUGCAGCGCUGCGAAGUCGCCUGACAGAGUGUCUGGAGACCAUCCUCAAUAAAGCCCAGGAGCCACCAAAGUCCAAAAAGGUCCAGCACUCCAAUGCAAAGAAUGCUGUUCUAUUUGAAGCCAUCUCCCUCAUCAUCCACCAUGACAGCGAGCCCACCCUGUUGGUACGAGCCUGCAACCAGCUAGGCCAGUUUCUGCAGCACAGGGAAACCAACCUCCGUUAUUUGGCUUUGGAAAGCAUGUGCACACUGGCCAGCUCAGAGUUUUCUCAUGAGGCAGUAAAGACGCAUAUAGAAACUGUGAUCAGCGCUCUAAAGACAGAGCGAGAUGUGAGUGUUCGCCAGCGGGCUGUGGAUCUGCUUUAUGCCAUGUGUGACCGCAGCAAUGCCAAGCAGAUUGUGGCAGAGAUGCUGAGCUACCUGGAGACUGCUGACUACUCAAUCAGAGAGGAGAUAGUGCUCAAGGUGGCUAUCCUAGCAGAAAAAUAUGCUGUAGACUACACCUGGUACGUGGAUACCAUCCUCAACCUCAUCCGCAUUGCCGGUGACUAUGUCAGCGAGGAGGUGUGGUAUCGUGUCAUCCAGAUUGUCAUAAACCAAGAUGAUGUCCAAGGCUAUGCUGCCAAGACCGUCUUUGAGGCACUACAGGCUCCCGCCUGCCAUGAGAACCUGGUUAAGGUGGGGGGUUACAUCUUGGGAGAGUUCGGUAACCUAAUUGCUGGGGACUCGCGCUCCAGCCCUCUGGUCCAGUUCAACCUUCUCCACUCCAAGUUCCACCUAUGCUCUGUGCCAACUCGGGCGCUGUUGCUAUCAGCCUACAUCAAGUUAAUUAACUUGUUUCCAGAAGUGAAGGCCACGAUCCAAGGCGUCCUGCGCUCAGACAGCCAGCUACGCAACGCUGAUGUGGAGCUUCAACAGAGAGCUGUAGAGUACCUGAGGCUCAGCUGCAUGGCCAGCACUGACAUACUGGCCACAGUCUUAGAAGAGAUGCCUCCAUUCCCAGAGAGAGAGUCUUCAAUCCUGGCCAAGCUGAAGAGAAAGAAGGGCCCAAGCAACCUGCCCACCAUCGACGAUGCCCGGCGGAAUGUCAACGGCAGCACAGAGCACAGCGAGAACACUGAAGCCACAAAAAAGUCUUCUCCUUCACUGAUGGCAGACCUCCCUGACAACAGACCCCGCCCUGCCUCCUCCACUCCCAUCAUGUUCUCUGCUGGGAGAAUGGGUUCCACCCACGCCUUCACUGACCUGCUGAGUCUAAAUUCCACCCCUUCAACAGGUGCCAGUCUGCUAGUUGAUGUCUUUUCCAACACCUCCACUCCUGCAUCUGUAGAUGUGUCUGAGGAAAAUUUUCCCAGGUUUGUUUGUAAGAACAACGGUGUUAUCUAUGAGAACCAGCUUUUGCAAAUUGGACUGAAGUCUGAGUACAGGCAGAACCUGGGUCGCAUGUAUGUGUUCUACGGCAACAAGACAUCUACCCAGUUCCUCAGCUUCUCCUCAUCACUGACCAUUCACAACACACUCAAGACUCAGCUUAAUGUCCACGCUAAGACAGUAGACCCCAUAAUAGAAGGUGGGGCUCAGGUCCAGCAGAUCCUCAACAUUGAGUGUGUGUCAGAUUUCACAGAUGUACCAGUACUCAACAUUCAGUUCAGAUAUGGUGGAACUCUUCAGAACAUUGCAGUGAAACUCCCUGUGAUGCUGAAUAAGUUUUUUCAGCCCACAGAGAUGACAUCCCAAGACUUCUUCCAACGCUGGAAACAGCUUGGAUCUCCUCAGCAAGAGGUUCAGAAAAUCUUCAAAGCCAAACACCCAAUGGACACAGAUGUUACCAAGGCCAAGAUCUUAGGUUUUGGUGUAGCUCUGCUAGAUGGGGUGGAUCCCAAUCCUGCAAACUUUGUUGGAGCUGGAGUUAUUCACACUAAAAACACUCAGGUGGGCUGCCUUCUCAGACUGGAGCCCAACACACAAGCACAGAUGUACCGUCUCACCCUCCGGACCAGCAGGGACUCUGUGUCUCAGAGACUGUGUGAUCUCCUCUUUGAACAGUUUUAGGCUUAACACAGCACCAGCAUUUUUAUACCUUUUCUCUCCUAGUCUCACUUUAGAUUGGACUUGAUGUAUUGUACAGUGUAAAUUCUUUUUUUUAUUUUCCUUUCAGUACAUGUAAAUUAAGUGAAAUGUAUUUUUCACACAUAUCUUUACUAAUAUGUCACUGCGUUAAACCUGCCUUGUACUCUGUGUGUGUACUCACACUGUAAGCAUCUUAGCUGACGUUGCUGAUGGUGCUAGAGGCUCUGAAUGCUUCUCUCUAGUGUUCUACAGCUCCAGAGUUUUGAACAGUUUGGAAAUUGUGUGUUUUUGCUGCCUGGGUACUGCCUUUCUCAUUCAAACAUUUUGAAGAGUUGGUUAGAAGGCAUUAAUGAGACUGAGUUAGUUGAAAAUCUCAAUAGGAUUGUAAAAUUACCAAUGAUCUCAACAAUUAAUUCAGUUGUUCUGAUAGCGUUUCUAUGAGACAUUUAUUCUUGUAGUGUUUCAAACAAAUGUUGCACGGAACUGGGAAGCUUUCUGCAACUUCUCACCCAUUUUGCACUUGUUAGGUAAAAAUUUUUAUCACAUAAGUAGAUCAGAUUUAGACAAGAGAAUUUUGAUGUCAGAAUUCUUACUUAUUUCACCAAUUUUACAUGCCUGUCAUCUCAGGAGGAAAAGCAAAGCUUUGUAUAGUGGUAUUUUUAGCAAAAAAUAGACUUUGGAUGCUACAAUUAUGGUUCUGUUGUGUGAAUUUUCUCAGCUACAUUGUGCAUAUUUUUUACAUAAAGAAUUCAAACACUCAAAUAAAAUGGCAAAAAGUCAAUGCAUUAGGUAGCAAAUGGAUAAUCAAUUUCUGAUAGUGAAGGAAUUCAUUUUGUUUCCAGAAUAUCUACUUUACUCCACACAGUUGUGCCUGUGAACGUUUGUUACUCAAGAACAGACAAGAAUAUGGUAAAUGGACUGUACUUAUAUAUACACUUUCUAGUCUUUCUGACUACUCAAAGUACUUCAACUACAUAUCACAUUCACACACUGAUGGUAAAACUGCUCAUCAAAGUAACUAGUCAUUCACACGGGAGCAAUUUGGGGUUCAGUGUCUUGCCCAAGGACACUUCGACAUGUGGACUGGGAUCGAACCACCGACCUUCCGAUUGGUGGAUGACCCGCUCUACCACUAAACCACAGUCACCACUUAUAAUAAUAUUCUUAAAGUCUAAAGCACUGUCACACUACUUUCGCCUCAAUGCAUUUAUUCAUAGAGCACUGCCAAAUGGGUAAUAUUCCUAAGUUUCAAUAAUGUAUGGUGUAUUUUCUGUUUUAUAAAAUGUACUUUUUGCAUAAUCCUUGAUGGCAUGUUUGAUGGCUUAGCAUAAAGACUGGCUCUGUCCAAAGGUGAAAAGAAUCUUUUACAGGGGGUUAUGUCUCGAGGAAGUCAUUGUGCCCGGCCAAGAAAGAGUCAUAACCCCCCAUAAAAUGGCAAUUUAUAAUUUUUACCCUGCUGUUUUUAUAUGUAUUAAACAUGUUUCUCAACAUGUUAUAUAGUGAGCUUUAGAGGUGCUGGUAGGUGAAUUUAUUUUUACCAUUGGACUGAGGCUAGGCUAGCUGCUUUCCUCUGUUUCCCAUCUUCAAUGCUAUGCUGUUUUUAUGUAUGUCAAGGGGUGAAAUUUAAUAUUUGCUAAUAAUGAAUAGAACAAAGUAUAGCUGUGGGUCCUUACCGCAGUGGCACGGGUGGGAAUCCAGCCCGCAGCCCUUUGCUGCAUGUCAUCCCCUCUCUCUUUCACACAUUUCCUGUCUCUCUUUAGCCAUUCCUAUCAAAUAAAGGCCAAAAGCCCAAAAAAUUAUCUUUAAAAAUACCCAACAAAAACAAAACAAAACAAAGUAUAGCUGUAAAUGACCACUUGACAAUGUGAUCAAUGUUCUUUCUAGCCUGUUUUGGAUACAGUACCAUGGAAAUGUCAAAAGACUCUUAUGUUUAAUGUCAAAGGUGUCGCUUGGAGAGACAAAGCCAAAAAAAAUUGCACCCAAUUUCAAAAAUCCUCUUAAAGGGGCUUUCACACCACCAGUUAUUUCAGUGAGGGUAAGGCGGCAGAUCACGGCGGUAGGGGUAUGAAACCGUUGGCACCCACGUGAAUGUGCACAAAUUUUGCUCUGCUGUUUGAAACACCCUGCUGAACUUCUGGCGGUAACUGCCUGGCUUUGGCCAAUCAAAUAGAAGGGGGUGGGCAUCGCAGGUCAGAAAGAAGAGCGAUGGAGGAGCUGAUAAUGCUGGCCUCUGAAUACCUGGAGUUGUACAACACAGCGCUAGCUAUUUAUAAGGAAAACCAGAAGAAAAAUUGGGCCUGGGAAAACAUUUCCACCAGACUUCAGAUGACUGGUAAAUUGUCAAAAUAAGUAGAAAUCUUUGGUAAUUUCAGUAAUUUCCAUUGUCUUGCUAUAGUAUGCAGCUACUUAUGCCUUGUGUAAACUACAGGACUUUCAAAGUCCUCUCAUAUUUAACAACAAUUAUUUACACGGCGCCAGGCUAGCUUGCACAGCUACUACUAUGACAAAUGCGUGGUUUUUGAUUUUAUUUGCAAGCUAGUGUACCUGUUGUGGACUUUUGGGUGGGUUGUACUGCACUAUGACGUUCACUGAAGCAUCUGCCAUUCAUUGCAGCCGUGGACCAUAGCGGCAGCAGCCACUUUUAAAAACGCUUUGCUUUUUGGGGGAACUCUCUUGCAAGUAGGCAGGAAGGUUGCCGCGCAGCAUUGUGAAACGGGCUUAAGUCUAUGGGGCUUUUUAGCAUCUUUCAACUUAUUGUGGUGUUACAUCUGCAACUUAAGUGUUAUGGCUCAGGCUGAUUGCUCUCAGAGUCAUUUUGAGAUGCAGCAGGUAGCUGUUAUCAGCAAAAAAAAGCUCUCAUAAGCCCACUGUACACUACCUGCCGAGCACCAAACGACAGACAAAGUUAGCUAGCUAACUAGCUGGCUGGCCACAUGGUGGAUCAUUUUAGCCACAUAUUUCCCUCAAGAGUUGACGAAGACCUGAACAGACCAGAAAGUGAUGUACUUUGAGGAUAGGUUGCAGGAAAAAAGACUCCGAAUAAAUGCUAAUGUUGCUCAGAAUUUGCUGGAUGUGUAAUUACGCUACUGUGUGCUAACAAUUUUGCCUUUGUUUGGGUCUUUGUAAGUUGAUUUUGUUUACAGCUUGUUUCCAAAAAAUCAGUUAAUGCAGGUUUAAAGCAAUUUGUUUUUUCAGUAUGUUCUUUUUUUCAUCUUGAAUAAACAGAACAAACAUUCACAAAAA